AUGACUCGCCCAACGCCCCAGCGCAAAUCCAGACGCAUUACCCAAGCGUGCGACUUCUGCCACAAACGGGGCAUCAAAUGCCGGGCUGCCCCAGCAGACGCAUCGUCUCCCGGCAAUAAGUCAUGCUUGACUUGUAUUGAGUAUGACCAAGAGUGCACGCGGCACCGGCAACCCAAGAAGCGGGGCACGAAGCCGCGAGGCUCUGAAGGUAGUCAUGGUGGUGGCAAAGAUAGGCGCUGUCAAUUAGAUAACCGCAAGAUCGUGACUGCGUUGCUUGAUGUGUAUCUGGACACGAUACAUCCAACGUUCCCGUUCUUCUGCGAGAGAGAGCUAUGGGUUGGCUGGAGGGAGGGCACAUUCCCAUCUGGCUCGUCGGAGUACAUGAGUCUCAUUUGCAUGUGCGCUCUGAGUGCUCAACAUGUCGGAAAGCGGGCCCUGUUCACCGACGAUAUGGCUCCGUCUGACUUCGCAAGUCUCGCGAAUGACUAUCUUCAGGAGGCUGUGCGACUUGUGCCUGUUGAUUUUGACAGUCCGGACAUCGAUCUUAUACGAUCUUAUGGCCUCUUAGCUCUACUUGGGGCGCAGGAAGGUGACACCGCAAUGAUCCAUAAAUAUUUGGUACUCUAUCAUGGCAUGUCGGCCCGGUUCAGCUUACAUGAUGAACCGCGAUGGCCGGGUGACACAACAGAAUGUGACAGAGAGGUCAGACGCCGUCUUUGGUGGACGCUGUAUCGACUAGAAGUGCACACAGCUUGUGUUUUGGGGAGCCUCAUUCGUUGCCCCGAGGCUCAUUCUGAUGUUGGCUAUCCUUGUGGGACGCAUCAUUCAGCAUUCAUCCCCGGCCGAGAUGGGAAGUUUGAGAAUUGGUUUGAAGGGUGGAACCUGACGACCGACUUGUACCGAGUCCUCGAGCACGCAAUAUCGGAUUUCCGAACGCGAAAGCAAAAUCAGAAGUCAAUAUUGCACAAUACCCACGGCCCAAGUAAAUCCCGAGAAAUAUCGGAGACGCUCUCCAAGAUUCAGGCUGAGUUGUUACCGCAUUUUGGAAGUGCGACCGUUCGAUCAAGCGACAGUGGGAGAAAUCGGUGCGGCUUCCAGGCGGCGAAUAUUCUGUGCACCAUCCACCUAGCCAGGAUGCUCUCGACAGUAUCAGACGAAGACAACCUCCAUGCAGCAUGUAAAACAGCGCAAGAAAUGAUGCAGAACAUGGAGGCGAUACCCUUAGAGUACAUUCGAGCUGGCGGAUCGCCUCUCGUUCAGCAGCUUGCCGGCGUUGGCCAUAUGUUGAUUGGCGUCUCGGGCAAGCACAACUUGUCACGAUCAGAUUAUGGCAAUUUGAAAGGGGUUAUCACGUAUAUGGUGGACUUCUUGGGACACUUGGAGAACUAUGGCAACGUUGCUGUGACCGCAAAACAACGCCUAUUGUCUCGACUUACGGACGUGGAUCGGCGUGUAUCUGCGUCAACUCAGGAGAUCACAACCGAAACUGGACCGCAACUUGUAUGUUCUCCGUCCUCGGAAAAUCUGUUUAAUGAUGGACAGGACGGCGAUGUCUUCUCUACAACUCUUUUUAUUAGCUUUACUUGGCCUUUUGACCUGCCAGGGAACGAAAGAGAUGCUUGA
This is a messenger RNA of Colletotrichum gloeosporioides, 1623 nucleotides long. RefSeq lists its product as uncharacterized. Bases 1 to 1623 code for a protein of 540 amino acids. Lineage: Eukaryota; Fungi; Ascomycota; Sordariomycetes; Glomerellales; Glomerellaceae. The record is from RefSeq and is a predicted model, not a curated record. Gene Ontology annotation, biological process: DNA-templated transcription; regulation of DNA-templated transcription. Gene Ontology annotation, molecular function: zinc ion binding; DNA-binding transcription factor activity, RNA polymerase II-specific; DNA binding. The transcript is spliced from 2 exons.